Messenger RNA from Triticum aestivum (bread wheat), 1201 nucleotides. Its product is annotated as transcription factor JUNGBRUNNEN 1-like. Lineage: Eukaryota; Viridiplantae; Streptophyta; Magnoliopsida; Poales; Poaceae. The transcript has 3 exons. The coding region runs from base 44 to 1096 and encodes 350 amino acids. Gene Ontology annotation, biological process: regulation of DNA-templated transcription. Gene Ontology annotation, molecular function: DNA binding. The record is from RefSeq and is a predicted model, not a curated record.
UAUAACUAGGCAGAGGAGCGGCAGCAAGCAAGACGUAUAAUCGAUGGUGGCCAAGGCGAAGAUGAGCGCCAUGGAGUUGGAGAUGGAGAAGGCAACGAGAGACGGGGAGCUAGUGCUCGGCGGCGCCGGAGACGAGGAGGAGGAGGAGGACGUGGUGCUGCCGGGGUACCGGUUCCACCCCACCGACGAGGAGCUGGUCGCCUUCUACCUCCGCCGGAAGAUGGCCAGGAAGUCGCUCCGCAUCGAGGUCAUCCGGGAGAUGGACAUCUACAAGCACGACCCGUGGGAUCUCCCCAAGGCGAGCACGGUUGGUGGGGAGAAAGAGUGGUACUUCUUCUGCCUCAGGGGGAGGAAGUACCGGAACAGCAUCCGGCCCAACCGGGUCACCGGCUCCGGCUUCUGGAAGGCCACCGGCAUCGACCGGCCGAUCUACUCCGCCGGCAGCGGCGGCGCCAGUUCCGGCGUGUCCAUCGGGCUGAAGAAGUCGCUCGUCUACUACCGCGGCAGCGCCGGCAAGGGCACCAAGACUGACUGGAUGAUGCACGAGUUCCGCCUCCCGCCGGCCGCCGCCAACGCCUCCCCGAGCAUGCAGGAAGCGGAGGUGUGGACCAUCUGCAGGAUCUUCAGGAGGGCCAUCACCUACCGGAACCAGCAGCAGCCGUGGAGGCCGGCGCCCGCGCCGUCCUUCGCCGAUUCGAACUCCAACACGGGGAGCUUCGAGUCGUCCGAGGCCGGCGACGAAUACAUGAACUGCCUGCAGGCUCCGGCACCCGCCGCUCCAUGCAUCCCCCACCCCCAGCACCAGCAGCAGUACGUCAGUCGGACGGGCACGGUGGACAGCGGCAACUUCUUCUACGAGGACAACAUGCACAACCAGCAGUUCCAGGGGCAAUGGAACGCCGCACCCGCCGCCCCGGUGCCGGAGCAGAAACAGCAGAAUCCAUUGUCCACGGCCGUCGACUUCCACCAGAAUGACAAUAGCCACGCUGUCGCCGCGAACGAUUUUUACAAGGUUGAGGGGUACUUGGGGGAGAUCGCGAGGAUGUUGGAGGUCGCCGAUCCGGCAGGAUUUUACGACUACAGAUCAUACGGUUGAUCAGCAGUAAACUCUUCGGCUCCGUAGGCUCCCGCGAGUUCGCCGACGGGCCGGUCCUGCCCUCUCGCUCGCCGCCGUACGUUGCGCCCGGCGGCUUGGGUAACA